CUGUCUGCUGUCUGUGUUUCUGUCUCCGUCCGUCUCUAUAUAUCGUCUAUCUCUCUGUCUCUCUGUCUGUGUUUCUGUCUCCGUCCGUCUCUAUAUAUCUCUCUAUCUCUCUCAGGGUUUACAGGGAAAGUUAGCUGAGAAAUCGAGGCGACCAAUUCUCGCAUGUCAUGUUGUCCUUCCCAACAACCCUGUGAUAGUCAAACAUUGAUAAAAAAAGCAAUAAUAUCAAUGGCGACAACUAUUAUUAUGUUUUUCUACUGGUUGAGCAACAAGCUUAUUAUGGCGUUAAAGCAAAAUCUAAAAAUAAGAUGCGCCUAUUCAACCAUGAGGGCGUAUCAACCUGACAUGUUUGAGUCAUGUUAUUGAGACAGCCACGGAGCAUUAUUGAUAUUAUUCAGUUAUGAUUGAAUACCUAUCCAAGCCGAAUUGCAACACAGAAUUCAGAGGGCCAUGAUGACAAUAUAUACAACUUCCUGCUGACUUAUCAAAGCAACAGGGCUGAAGUCCAGCACGGUUGAUACAGAUAGAAUGACACGCCCAGGAGCGUGAAAGAGUUUACUCCAGAUUCCAGUUGUAAGCACAGAAAUUAUCCCUACUCGUUCAUAUACUUUGAGCCCCGGAUGUUGAAACAUUGCCAGCAAAGUCUGAAUUGAUGGGGGGAAUACCAAGAGUCGCAGUGUCACUUUUUGCUGCAGACUACUGGAUACUUACAUUGUCAAACAUCAGGUACGUCAACACCGUGGCCAUGUGUGGGAACACCUACCUGACGUGCGUCAACACGUGGUCAUAUGUGGGAACACCUACCUGGGGUACGUCAACACGUGGUCAAAUGAGGGAACACCUACCUGAGAUAACCACAAACACAGUUGUGUGCAGCAUCCAUUUCAUGAAGGAUGACUUCAAAUGGACAGGAAGCCACCCUCUUGGAGACACUCUUGCCAUAGAGAUGAUGUUGUUCAAAAGUCUCAGAAAAUGUCACCACCUGAGGAAUCUCCAACAAGGAGCCCACCAGUCACCAUCUCUGAUACAUGCAGCAGAAUGUGAUGCCACGAUCACUAACCACCAGUCCUACAUAGACCAACUCAAUGAGAAACUACGUGAACAAGGGAGGCAACUCAAGGAAAAGGAUGACAAGACUGAAGAACUUAACAGACGACUUGAACUUGAAAAGUUUGGAGUUUGUAAAUUCAUGUAUGAUGAUAUAUUGCUGGAAUAUUAUACAGGAUUACCAUCAUUUCAAACAUUGCAAGAUUUUUUUGAUUUUAUCAAACCUACAUUACCAAGGUGAAUCCGGUCUUCCAAAACCAAACAGUUCUCACUCUAUUCCAUUAUUUGAGGAGUUAUUCAUGUUUCUUGUCAGAAUUAAGCUGGGUUCAAGUGAAGUAGAUUUAUCUGUUAGGUUCAAUUGUCAUGUCUCUACCAUAAGUAGAAAGGCUUUGACUUGGUGCAAUUAUCUCAAUGUGUUUUGGGUAGCAUUAACAUGUGGCCUCCUGCUGAUGUUGUUCUGGAAAAUACGCCUGAAGACGUCCGAUUGUUAUACCCUAGAACUCGAGUCAUCAUUGACUGCACGGAAAUAUAUACCAAGAGACCCUCCUCUGUACAUUUAGGUUCCCUACUGUAUUCUCAUUACAAGAGUAGGAAUACAAGGCCAGGCCUGGUGGGUAUUGCUCCUCAUGGGGCAUUAACCUUUGUAUCUGCCAUGUUCUCAGGUUGUAUGUCUGACACGGAAAUCACCAAACAGUGGACUCUUGUCAUUGCUUGAGCCAGGGGAUGUCAUCGUGGAUGGCAAGGGUUUUCUUAUAGGCAAACUAUUGGAAGGAACUGGUGUGUCAAUAAAAACUCCUCAUUUCUUGAGUCCUGCUUGUCAAUUUGAGCAAACCGAAAUCGAAGAAAAUCGACAAAUUUCCAGUCAUAGGAUCCACAUUGAAAGGCAUAUCAAACUAGUAAAAGAGUACCAUGUACCAAAUGGUACAGUUCCCUCAUCAAUGGCUUGGUCAAUCAGUCAGCUGUGGGGUGUAGUAAACUUACUAACCCUGUUUAGAAGGCCCUUAUAGCCAAGGGAGAUAAGCAAUAUUCAGCAUUUACAGCUCUUAGCCUUGAACAUCAAAUGUUGAUAUCUAAUUGUUUUGAACAGCAGUUUCACCAACAUUUCAUUUAUGUGAUAUUGAGUAGCUGGUACAUGUACUCUUGUACUCAUUGAAUAUCACCCCAAGUAGGAGUAAUACCUUGCCCAAGGGCACUAGCACAAGAAGAGGUAGACAUAUAAAUGUAAAUGAAUUUCUUCUGUAAUAUAAAGUCUUAGCUAACAGACUCUUGAAAUACAUUGAUGGAUUCAGAUGAGUAUUAAUGAAAAUGUCACAAUAACUCAGUUUGAGAUGUAACGUAUGUGUUGUUCAAUUUCAACUUGAUAAAAUAGGUAAUUCCAUCUUUUGGGAAUUUUCAUUUAUAGGUAAGAUAUUAUAAUGUGGUGUAAGGGGAGACAACCUGUGAUAAAUUAUGAAUUGUUCAUAUUUUCACUGUUAGCAAAAGGCAAAUGAAACCAGUUGUAAUUGUAAUUUAUCUGAUGAUGACUUAUGACAGAUUUUAUAUUUUGUAUCACAGACAGACAAUUCCUAUGAAGUAUUAUUACACAUGCUCAUACUGUGUUUCAGCAAAUUAUGUAUUGUAGAAUCAAACUUGACUGCCACUUCAUGACAGUACAUGACAUGUAAAUUGAGAUCUUCAAGCCCUUUAUGAUGCAUGUCUAUUAAUGCUGUUUAUGUCACAUGAAUGUUUGUCCUGCUUUGUUUUGUUUUGCGAUACAUUGGUAAGCUGGGUCCAGACAUUUUGCUUUUAUUGCUUACCAUUUCUUAAUCAUGGAUGACAGGAAAAAUGUGAGACCUUAUAUGCUGAUGGAAGUUAUCGCCCCUGGGUAAAACAUCUGUAAUUUAAUAUUGAAGUUAACAAUUUUCUAAAAUUUGUACCCAAUUUACACUUUGAAAGUAAUUGUAUAUAGAAAAUUGGAUUGUUAUUUAUCAGUAAUUAAUACAGUGCUUUCCUACUGCCAAUGUGUUUAUUGUUAUUACACUGGUGUUAAUACAUAACAAAUUGAAAAUAUAUUUGUAUUUAUUGUC
Messenger RNA from Haliotis rufescens (red abalone), 3113 nucleotides. RefSeq lists its product as uncharacterized. Bases 653 to 1288 code for a protein of 211 amino acids. The transcript has 5 exons. The record is from RefSeq and is a predicted model, not a curated record. Lineage: Eukaryota; Metazoa; Mollusca; Gastropoda; Lepetellida; Haliotidae.